Messenger RNA from Monoraphidium neglectum, 2299 nucleotides. RefSeq lists its product as hypothetical. Gene Ontology annotation, molecular function: DNA binding. Lineage: Eukaryota; Viridiplantae; Chlorophyta; Chlorophyceae; Sphaeropleales; Selenastraceae. The annotation marks the transcript as partial. The record is from RefSeq and is a predicted model, not a curated record. The transcript has 6 exons.
AUGGUGGCGCAGGCGCUCUACACGCUAAGCAAGGCUGACUUCGACCACUACUACAAGCUCUACUGCAAUGCGUCGGGCCUGUCGCUGCCACCCAACUGGCAAUGCCCCCUGGGUGGCGAAGCACCCCAGGGUGCCGCGGUGGACCUCUACCAGCUGUACCAGUCGAUAGUGACCCGCGGCGGCAUCGCCGCCGACGCGCCAGACCCGGAUUGGCUCUCGCUCGCCCGCGCCGCCGCGCCGCCGCCGCCGCCUGCCGGCGCGGCACCGGCACCGGCGGGGGCGGCGGCGGCGGCGGCGGUGCGGCAGCUGUACCAGGCGCGCGUCCGAGGUUUCUUGGAUUUCAUGGCAGAUCUGGUGCUACAAUACGAGAUCGCAAAGCGCGAGGGCGCGGCGCGCGCGGCGGCCCAGCAGGGCGCGCCCCGCGGGCAGUACGGGCACCGCCACCAGCGGCAGCGGGCCCCGCAGGCCCCCGCCGCACCCGCCGCCGCCGAGAAUGGCAGCUGCGGGUAUGCGGCCGAGAGCGGGUCCGACGUGCCGGCGCACGAGCAGCAGCAGCAGCAGCAGCAGCAACGGCAGCGUCCGGGCUCGUCCGGCCUUCACCACCUUGACAGCCGCCCGGCCAGCCAGCGCCCCGCCGGGCGCGGCGCGGCGCCCGCCGGCGGCAGGGGCGGCAUCGUGCGCCUGGGGCAGCAGCAGGCCCAGCCGGCGCCGCGCCAGCAGCAGCGCCAGUCGUCGCUCGCGUCGCGGCCCGCCGCGCGGUCGCCGGCGCCCGAGGUGCCGGACCCGGUGCCUGGCGACCGCCUGCGCAGCGCGCUCGCCUGGGUGCGUGGGGCGUCGCUGGGGCUGGCCGAGAAGCCGUAUGCUGACGUCACCGCCGUCAACGCGGCGCUGUGGCGCCGCUACCGCGGCGCGCUCGGGCGCGCCGCGGCGGCGUCGCGCGCGGCGCUGCCGCUGGAGCUGUACCCGCUUUUCGGCGCGGAGCCGCCGGCGGCGCCGCGGCGGAGCGGGCGGACGCGCGCGCAGGCGCAGGCGCGGGCCAGCACGCGCGGCUCAAGCGAGGAGGCGGACGCCGCCGCGGCAGCGCGCAGCGAACCCGAGGAGGAAGCGGAAAAGGCAGAGCUCGGGGUCAUCCGCGUCGGCCCCCACGCGCAGGCGGAGCUGCCCGCCUGGGGCCCGCGCCCCGCCAGGCCCUCGGCCGCGGCGGCCGCGGCCGGGCCCGAGCUGCAGCGGCUCGCGUCGAAACCGCUCUACUCCCCAGGUCGCGACCGCGAGCCUCGAAGUGGCGGCGCAGCGGCCGCCGCCGCAGCAGCCGCAGCCGCAAAGGCAGGCAAGCGGGCGGCGGCCGGCGUUGAGGGCGUCGGGCGCUCCCUGGCCAAGGGCCGGACGUCGCUGCAGGCGUCGUACUCGGACUGGGCGGGCGUCAUGGCGCGCCUGAGCAACGAGCAGCAGCGGCAGGACCUGCUGAGGGGGGCUCUGGCCCAGCUGGACGAGGAGAUUGGGCCCGAGCUGGUGCAGAGGCUGGGGCUCACCGAGCUGGGGUGCAAGCUACGCGCAGACUGGAGCGACGCUGACGAGGCGUCCUUCGCGCUGGGCAUGCUGUGGCUGCGGCGCCCCAACAGGAGCGUCCAGCGGCGCUACCUGCCGCACAAGACGCUGCACCAACUGCAGUCCUAUUACUACAACGUGUGGAAGCUGCGCGGCACCCAGCUGGCUGACCUGUAUUAUGAGAUGGAGCCCUACCAGCGCAAGACAGCCACAGACCGCAAGCUAGAGCGCGCAGAGGCCGAGAAGCGGGCGGACGUGUACGAGGCGCGCGUGAACCAAUUGCUGGAGGCAGCGCAGCUCAAGCAGAAGUUGGAGGCUAAGGCAAAGGCGCAGUCCGCGGCGGCCGCGGCCAAGGCAGCGGCGGCGGCGGUGGGCGGGGGCGGCCAAAAGGGGGACAAGGGGGCGGCCGCGGCCGGGAAGGCAGGCGGGAAGGCGGCGGCGGCGGUGGCGGGCGGCGAGAAGGGGGCGGCCGGCGGGGCGGCGGCGGGGUCGCGGAAAGCGGCGGGCGCGAAGCGGCCGGCAGAGGCGGCGGACGGCGGCGGCAAGGCCGGCCAGGCUGGCAGCAAAAAAGCCAGGACGGCUGCGGCUGCUGCACCGGUGGCGGCAGCAGAAGCGCCAGCAGCAGCGCCAGCAGCAGCUCCAGCGCCCGCGGCAGCGGCGAAGGCGGCGCCAAAAGCAGCGGCGGCUAAGGCGGCACCCAAGGCCGCGACGGCGUCCAAAGCUGCGGUGUCGAAAGCGGCCGCGCCCAAGAAGG